This is a messenger RNA of Eleginops maclovinus (Patagonian blennie), 9271 nucleotides long. It is a transcript of the gene myt1b, whose product is annotated as myelin transcription factor 1b. The record is from RefSeq and is a predicted model, not a curated record. Gene Ontology annotation, biological process: regulation of transcription by RNA polymerase II. Gene Ontology annotation, molecular function: zinc ion binding; DNA-binding transcription factor activity, RNA polymerase II-specific; RNA polymerase II cis-regulatory region sequence-specific DNA binding. Gene Ontology annotation, cellular component: nucleus. Lineage: Eukaryota; Metazoa; Chordata; Actinopteri; Perciformes; Eleginopidae.
CAGAAAGCUGACAGCACAGAAGGCAUCACAGUCUGACUCAUGAAUGGAAAUCAACUGACUCACUUUCAAUAAACUAAGUCACUUUUUUUCAUCAUUGUUUAUUUGAUCCAAUGAACCCAGGGAAAUCACUGUAACUCCCCACCUGUGUUCUCCUCCAGCGUCAAACGAACUUCAACUUACGAAACCCAGGCACAUGGUGAUGUAUAGCCGAAUUCUUCAUCUGAAGGUCAAUGGGUCAUCCAAAGCUGUGCUGCCACACUCUGACUGUGACCAGGCCAUGAAGGAUGGAUUCUCUGAGAAAGAAAAUGAGUUCCGGGGCGAGCUGGUGAACCAGCGGUGGACACGAGGCGAGAGGACCAGCAGCCGCUGCCAGGCCUCCCAGAGACUGCAGAGCCGUCGACCAAUCAUGAUGAGUGUAGAAGGGGACGACAAGCGAACCCGCACUCGGUCCAAAGGAAUCAGAGUUCCUAUCGAGCUUGUAGGACAAGAGCUGAGCUGCCCCACCCCUGGAUGCAAUGGCACUGGCCAUAUCAGUGGGAGAUACUCACGGCACAGAAGCAUUCUGGGAUGUCCCAUAGCCAGGAAGCGACGUUUAGAGGAGGCCGAGCAGGAGCAGGACACAGAGCUGCCCCCCCCCAAGAGGAGGUCCAACCCCUUGAAACUGGCCCUGGACGAGGGCUUCAGCGCAGAGAGCGACGGCAGCAGCGAGGGGGAGGGAGAGAAGGAUGGAGAGAAAGCAGCAGAGUCCAAGGAGGUGGAGGUGGAGGAAGAGGAGGAGACAGCUGUAGAAGAGGAGGGAGAGAAAGAGGACUUGAAGCAGAAUGGACAGACAAAUGGACAGGAGGAAGAACAGACACAGAUGGAGCAGGAAGAGCAGAGGGAAGAAGAGAAGGAGGAGGACACACCUGCCGCUGUUGAAGAGUGCGUGAUUGUCGAGACUGAUCCCGGAGCAGCGCCACCUGCAGCCGAGGAGGUUCAGUCUCCCUCUCAGAGAGCAGAGGAGGUGGCCAACUCGCUCCUCCACCUCGGCCAAAUUUCCCCCAACAAUGAACCCACCGUGGCCAUUCAGCAGCCUGUUGCCGUGGAGACUGAGGAGGAUGUCGCCGUGGCAGCAGAGCGGGGUGAAGAAGUAAAAGAUCAGCAUGAAGAGGACAUGAAUGAAGGCGAAGAGGAGGAGGCGCAUACGGUUCAAGUAUUGGAGGAGUCAUCUGUUGUGCAGAAGGAGGCAGCUGAAGUGAAGGAAGAGGAGUUGAAUGGGGAGGCAGAAAAAGAGAAAGACAGGAGCACCCAUGUGAGCCCCCAAUAUGUGACCGAAGACCAUGAACAGAUCAAAGAUGGAGAGGAGGAGGAGGAGGAGGAGGAAAAGAUGGCAGCUCCAGCACAGCAAAGUCAGGGCUCUCCAGCAGCAGAAGAGGAGGAGGAGGAGAAAGAGGUAGAGGAGCACCACAGGGAGGGGAACAGUAUCCUGCCCAUUCCUGAUGUGCCAAUCCGCACCAUCACCAGCACCGCCGCCGCUCAGGGAAUACAUUCAGAGGCUGAAGACCACAGCUCGCUCGAGGACUACACCUCACACAGGGCCAGUCCCCCCAAAAACUACAACCCCCACAGUCCCCUCGACAAGUACGACUCUCACAAACCCAGCCCGCUCCAGAGCUACAAGCAGAGCCCUCCUUCAAGCCUUAGCAUGCACAGGGCCAGUCCGCUCGAGGACUUCUUUCCCAACCUCAGAGGCGAGAACUUUAAAAUCCACAAAGCCGGCUGCUCCGUCUCCCCUGACAUCAUCGAGGUGCGCUCAGACAGGUCUGAGAGGGACUUUGAUGACGUGGACGGGGACGACGAGCUGGAUGAUGACAGCCUAUCACAGCGCUCCACCGUCACGGACGAGUCAGAGAUGUUCGACAUAACCCGGGGGAACCUGGGCCUGCUGGAGCAAGCCAUCGCCCUGAAGGCGGAGCAGGUGAAGCCCUCAGGGCCCAGAGAGCUGCUCCGCUCCCCGGACAUCCUCCACCAGCGCUACUUCACCAUGGAUGACAGGCCCAAACACCUGGACAUGAUCCGCAAGAGUUACUUCUGCAAAGAGAGCAAUAGGACAGAGAAGAGGGAGAUCAAGUGUCCCACCCCGGGCUGUGAUGGAACGGGUCACGUGACCGGUCUGUACCCCCACCACCGCAGCCUGUCAGGCUGUCCGCACAAGGACAGGAUCCCCCCCGAGAUUCUAGCCAUGCAUGAGAAUGUGCUGAAGUGUCCGACGCCUGGCUGCACCGGUCAGGGCCACGUUAACAGCAACAGAAACACACACCGCAGUCUCUCCGGAUGCCCCAUCGCUGCUGCAGAGAAGCUGUCCAAGGGCGUCGACAAGCAGCAUCUCUCCCCGCCUGGCAGCGAGCUCCUCAAAGGAAGUCCCAACGACAGGGUGCUAAGGCCCAUGUGCUUUGUGAAGCAGCUGGAGGUGCCUCAGUACGGCAGCUACCGACCCGACAUGGCGCCCAGCACGCCCCGCGCCAACCUGGCAAGGGAGCUGGAGAAGUACUCCAAGGUGUCCUUCGAUUAUGCAAGCUUCGACGCGCAGGUGUUCGGGAGGCGCAUGCUUGCUCCAAAGAUGCUCACCAGCGAUAUGUCACCCAAAGCCUUCAAAACUAAGCCCUCAUUCCCCAAGUCGUCGUCACCCACCCUCAGUCUCAACACUUACGGGAAGAGCUCCUCUUUGGCCUACGACUACUCCCAUGAUGCCGAGGCUGCUCACAUGGCUGCUACCGCCAUCCUCAACCUGUCCACCCGCUGCUGGGAGAAACCUGAGAACCUCAGCACCAAACCGGAGAGCAAGGAAUUGGCCAUUGAGGUGGAUGAAAACGGCACCCUGGACCUGAGCAUGAAGAAACCCAUUAAGAGAGAGGGCAGUCUGUCCGGCACUAGUCCCGGGGUUCGCUCCCCGGACCCUUCUUCCUCCUCUUCCUCGCUCCAUCACGGGAGCAGCGGCAUGACGUCUCCAAACCUCCUCGCCUACAAGCAGGAGGUGUGGGAGGGCCCUCUGGAUUACACCAAACCCAACCGCCAGAGGGAGGAGGACCUGGACGAGAUGGAACACACGGGCCAGUCAUUUGUCUCGUCAGACGCUGAGGACUGUGACAUGAUGCAGGACGGUCUGGAGGACAGGAAGUACCCCGGAGAGGUCACCACCCCCAGCUUCAAGGUCAAGUUCCUGCCCAAGGACAGCAAGAAAGAUCUUCUCGCGUGCCCUACACCUGGUUGUGACGGCAGCGGUCACAUCACUGGAAACUAUGCGUCACAUCGCAGUCUGUCUGGGUGUCCUCUCGCUGAUAAGAGCCUUCGGUCCCUCAUGGCGGCCCACACCCCUGAACUCAAAUGCCCCACCCCAGGAUGUGACGGUUCAGGCCACAUCACCGGAAACUACACCUCCCACAGAAGUAUCUCUGGGUGCCCGCGUGCCAAGAAAAGUGGAAUUAAAACUCCUACCAAGGACAACCAGGAGGACUCCGAGCUUUUAAAGUGCCCGGUGCCCGGCUGCGACAGUCUGGGUCACAUAAGCGGGAAGUACGCCACACACCGCAGCGCAUAUGGGUGUCCGCUGGCCGCCCGCAGGCAGAAGGAGGGAAUGCUGAAUGGCACGCCCUUCAACUGGAAGGCCUUCAAGACAGAGGGGCCCAGCUGUCCCACCCCAGGGUGUGACGGCUCCGGACACGCUAAUGGAAGCUUCCUCACACACCGCAGCCUCUCAGGAUGCCCCAGAGCUCUGUUCGCCAAGAAGAAGGCCAAGUUCUCUUCAGAGGACUACCUGAGCACCAAGUUCAGAGCCAGUGAUGUCCUGGACAACGAUGAGGACAUCAAGCAGCUCAACAAAGAGAUUAAUGACCUGAAUGAAUCCAACAAUGAGAUGGAGGCCGACAUGGAGAACCUGCAGACUCAGAUCUCCUCCAUGGAAAUGAACCUAAAGAGCAUUGAGCAUGAGAACAAGAUGAUCGAGGAGCAGAACGAGGCUUUGUUCAUGGAGCUGUCCGGGCUCAGCCGCGCUCUCAUCCGCAGCCUGGCCAACAUCCGCCUGCCCCAUAUGCAGGAGCCGAUCACGGAGCAGAACUUCGACAGCUACGUGAGCACCCUGACCGACAUGUACACCAACAAGGACUGCUUCCAGAGCCCUGAGAACAAAGCUCUACUGGAGAGCAUCAACAAAGCUGUGAAAGGCAUCAAAGUGUGAGGCCCGACGCUGACUGUCCUGAAGCGCAGGAGUGUGACGGAGGUGGAGACGGAGCGACGGCGACAUGAAGGAGAGAUGUUAAAUACUCUACAAUAUAUUGAAAUAUGAUUCAAAAACAAAAAGGGAAUUCAGGUUAUUUAAAUAAAACGGCAACUUUGAAAAAAAAAAUCAACCCAGGGAGCACUGUAAGAAGAGAAGUGACGCGGACCAAAAUCCACACCAUGCUGCUGCUGGGAGCCUUCAGUCAGGAUGGAUGGGAAGAAGAAUAAUGUUACUACAAACUGUAUCCGGGGAUUUUAAUAUGCUGUAUGGUUACCUGUUGUCUCUUUUGUGUCCUUAACUGUUUUUGGAGAGGGUUUCACUGUCGAGCAGCUUCAUAUCAAACUGAAACUCGGAGGAGCGUGAGCACAGGAUCACCUGAAGGAGUGACGUGAAGAGGACGCUUUGACUCUCUCUGCUGUCCUGUCGCACACACUGUGGCGAGUGUGUGUGUUCACCCAAGCUCUCUGAUUCAUGAUUACACACACCCCGGCAAUACAAAGCACGCACUACACUGAAUGUGUGUUUGCUUUGCAGUAUUACUGAGGUAAAGAUGUCAACAGCGCAAUGUUGACUCAGUUUAGCAGGGAGAAAAUAAUCUUCAAGCAAGGUCAUGUGACUAUUCCAGGAACAGUGAAGGGUGUUUAUUUUCCACGGGACAGCUGAUAUCAUGAUUUUACAAGCAGCAGAUUUACUUUUUUUUAAAUUUGAUUUUGUUUAACUGAAAUGAUGGUAGUGGUAGUGUGCUCACAUUUCAAAUUCAGUUGUCAUAUCAAUAGUAUUUAUGGACAUAGGAAUUGCACUUCAUUUCAAUGAAUAGUUUUGUCGUACAUUAAUUAAUGUUAUAUAUAUGAAUUAUUUAAACUUGUGAACUUUUAAAUUGUAACUUAUUGCCAUUUAUGUUAUUGAGGUUUAUUUAUUUGAAGCAAUCUAUUUAUUAACUUUGUUUUGUAAAACACACACACACACACACACACACACACACACACACACACGCAAAAGCAUCAUUACUGAUUAUCAUGCGAUUGCAAAUGUCUCAGUUAAUAUUUUAAGAAACUAUAUAGAGAACUGACGAGGCAUAUUUUGUUUUGACCACUUUUUAAAAACCUUUUUAAGUGCAGAUGUUUUAUACCUGACAAAAACCUUUUGAUAAUUUUACAAAAAUCUUUUGGGGUUGUUUUUAUUUUUUGUUUUUGUUAAAUGUUCUUUCUGUUACUGCUACAUUCAGAAGCCCACUGCUGAGAAAAAAAGAAAGUAUGUAUUUAUUAUUUAUUUAAUAUGAAAGAAAUGGACUGAUAUGGCUGUAUAUUUAUUUUGUUAUUUAUUUCCGUGAUGUAACGGUUGAGUCUGAGUAGUCUUAAAGAUUCCACUGCUAAUAUUUAAAUAAAGAAAAUCAAUACAAAUACUGUUUGAUUACUUAGGCUUAUACCUAGACAUACCAGCAGCUGAUUGUAAAGACAGAAAAGAAACUAACAAGUGUUCUGUUGCUCUCUGUGUGUUUGCUUUUGUCAGGUAAAAGAAAACCAGGAUAAGUUAUUUAAAAAAAAUGAAAAUGUUACCUCUCCCAAGCGCUUUGUAGCGGCCAGCACCGGCUCACCCAAACUCUGUAAUGUACCAUGGAUGCUUCUUAAUUCUUUGACUUAUUUAUACUUUUAUCAGCACAAUGGUACAUGUAUAGAGCUGUAAUCCAGCAGUGGUUUAGGCUGGAUGUAUGGGUGUAAAACACACACACACACACACACACACACACACACACACACACACACACACACACACACACACACACACACACACACACACACACACACACACACACACACACACACACACACACACACACACACACACACACAGCAACAUAUCGAGGAUACUGUAGGAUGGCCUCCUUUGACAAACUUCUAUCAGAUAAACAUACACACCCUUGUAGCCUUACUCUAGAUUUUAAUUUUUUGAUGCACAAAGUGCCACUAAAAAAUAAGAAGAAAAAAAGAACUCACUUUCUUUCCUGAUUCUUCGCAUUUCUGCAAUGUAACAAAUGUCUGGUCCCGGGACGGCCACGGCAUCAGAGAGCGGUGAUUGUUUCAGAUGCCUUUAUUUCUCUGCCAAGAUGGCCAUUAGUACACUAUAUAUACAUUCUGUAUAAAUAGAUUUUAAAGAUGCUAUAUAUAUGAAUAUAAACAUACAUAUAUUUUUCCAGUGUAAUUGUUGACUUCUUCUUCUCUUGUAUUACCUUAACAAAGGAUCACUAGCUGUGUAGGAGCCAGUUACACCUGAUUUAAUACCAUAAGACCUGCUCAACUGUGGCUUUAAACAUACCAUUCACUCGAGCUGAAGGCACUGUUGAUGAUACAGUCCUUUGGAAAUGUUCAUAGGUUUCUUUCUUCUCAUUUCCUGUACUUGUCUGUCCUUGAUCCAGAAAUGUCAGAAGCAUACUGUGUGUUGUACUACUGAAUCUGAAGUUACUGUCAUUUAAAACUACAUGGUUGGUUCCUAAGUGUCAUGUGAGUCCAUGUAUAGUUAAAAAAUGUUCUGCACUCUGUGUUUGGCAGCAUUGUGCAGUCCUUGUAUUGUUACUAGUGAGGCCUGCUUGCUUCGAGCCCAUGGGGGGGAUGUCAGUGUGACCUGCCUUUGAGUUAUCUGUUGCAGCGACUGUGUGUGCAGUACCAUACCGUGUGUGACUCUGAUGUCACAGGCAUGUUGUAAAUGUGCUCUUAGCCAAUGUAGAAUGAAACUCCUGUGUGCACUUUCUGAAGAGCUGUUGAAAAUGCCAGCAUUUGACUUGUAAGAACCCUAAUAGAUCACAAGCAAUAUUCCCCUCUGCUGGGGGGGGGGCAUUGUUUGUUGCCGUAGACAACACGCUGUGUCACAUAGAGACAUCUCUUUGAUUCAGGGGGUUCAGCUGUCAGAGACAUGUAUUAAAAAAAAGGAAGCGCUACUUUCCUUUCCAAACAAAAACCAAAAGAGAUUGACAGAAAGGAGGCAGUGGUUCUCAGGUGAGCGUGGAUAGCUGUGAAGCAGUGAGCCAUAGGUCAGCCAGUCGGGAGGGGGGGGGGGGGGAGCAGCUAGAUCAAGGCCUCCUGUGAAAAGAGAUGAGUGUGUGGGAGUGGGAAAUUGAUUUGCCAGUCUUCGCAAUCUCCCCGUUGUUUUAGGAGGAGGCGUUUGUUGCAUAAAUAUGUGUCCAUCACUCAAAAGAAUGUCGAAAGCUUUUAUGACUUUUAAACCCACCCUCCCCUUCCUCAUGUCUUGUGUAACCUUUCCUCAGGAAAGAUCAUUUUGAUGCAUUUGGUUAACAAAGUAGUAUAUUCUUCCUCUCUUGAAAAUGCAUGAGAAUGCUACCCAAGAGUGUUUAAGACUGUGAAUAUUCUCCUAACUUAUUUGAUAUGGCAUGACCCCUUUUAAACUGCUUGAUGAAACUGUCUGCUGAGGUAUGUAAAUGAAGAACACUGAGGCCAUGAAAGCAUCGCAUUUUCAGAAAAAUGUCAGUGGAGGAAGCAAACGCAGCCUCCGGCCGGUCCUGCACCCACACACUGUAUGUUUCUUAUUUACAGAGAGUACUGGGUGAUGGGGGAGAGGUGGUUUAUUCAGAUUAUUCUAAAUAGCAAAGAAAUUAAAACCAGGCUGGUCAGGGCCCCAGUUUCCACCCGGAAUAUAAAUGAAUUCAACAUGAUGAAAGUUUCAGGGAGGCCAGCUCAUACCAAAACCCAGCUGUGUGUUUUAGAAAGGGGGUGGCAGGUGGGGGCGGGCAUCCUGGUUCCAGGUUAGGUCCAGGUCCUGGUCACACUUGGUCGUAGAAAUUGACUCAAUGAUAGGGAUGUCUAGUCGAGGCACUUUUCAUAGAGCUGAGCAAAACCAAACCCCCCCCCCAUCCAAACACCAACAAACCCCCCCCGCUGUAGUUACAAGCCGUGUGGUCUUAUCAUGUGUGCCUUUCUCACUCCACUCAUUUCAAGAUAUGGUAUGUUUACACUUGGCAGACCUGGUUCUGAUAGUGUUCUGGUCCGGAUCUAGAUCUCUUAACAAUACUGCAUGGGAAAAAAAUGAAACGUUGCCUUUAAUUAAAUGUUUUUUGUCAACACAUUUCACAUAACUGUAUUAGGUUUGUUGAAAGCAAUAAUAUUAAGUUGAAGUUGUUUAAACUUAAUAUUAUUUACAUUAAAUUAAAGUCAAUGUUUCAGAUUUUUUAGUGUGUGGGUGUCUUAGGGCGGGGUUGUGUGUGUGUGUGUGUGUGUGGGGGGGGGGGGGGGGCGGAUAAACGUGUCUUCACACAGGUAGAGGGCAUUCUGUUGUGCCACAGACACAACACUACACACUCCUGUUAGGCUAAAGAAACUGUGAUCUCAUCGUUGUGUGGAUUCAGGUACCAAAACUGCACGGACAGUUUCUGUGAAGGAAUCUGAAGAACAUCUUCAUCAUCUUCAUCCCUAGAUAAUGCAUCAGUGUGCAGGGCGUUAUUUUGAAACAAGUGGAAGUCUCUGUACAUAUUUGUAUUAAGAAGAAAACAGUGUUAUUGUUGUUGUAUUGGAGACAAAAAGUGCAAAAGAAAAAAAAAAGUUUGUGACAAAGAAAAAAAAAUCCACAGCCAAGGGGUGUCCUGCUAGCACAUUUUUACAGAGAUGAGCUAUUUUUACUGGUGAUUUUCUAGGCAUUGAUAUUGAUAUCCUUUUAAAAAAGUACAAAACUUCCAAAAUUACAAGCACUUCCACCCUGAUAGAUUGUAUGGUCCUUUUUGUUACUUUUGUAGAUGUGGUCGUUCCUUUACUACUGCACCGUUUUGUAAAGUGGGACAGGCCUUGGCUGUGUGUCUCGGGGUCUCAUGAUGUUUCUGUUUUAAGUUGUUUCUGUUGGGGGAGUAAAACACUGUAGAUGGGACGUUUGUGACUGUGUGUUUGUGUACCUGUGUACAUGUUCCCUUGUUCCUGUGUCAGUGUUAUAAACCAGAGAAGUGAUGUCAGUUAUUGUGGGGGUAUGAACCAUUUUAAAUGUUCUCUAUGAAAAACAAAAAUAAAGAAUCAUAGACAA